AUGACAAGUAUUGAUUAUGGAACAAUAUCAUCCAGACCAUCGACGAAAGCACUUGUUCCACUACGCCAUAUUCCGAAUCUUGAAUUAUCAUCUGAAACACCACGAUCUCAACGGCCAAUUCAACAAGAAUGGUAUGAUGAAAUAAACAAAUCUCAUUUAACUCAUAGAACGGAUAUGGGACGAAUAACAAAUAAUUCAUUUCGAGACUCAAUUGGUUCUAUUCAUCAAACAAAUACACCACGUGAACUUUUAACAUUACGUUCAUCAACACGAAAUAGUCAAAAUAGUGUAAUGAGUGGUACAUUACUUGAUUCAUCUAUUCGAACUAAUCGAGCAACAGAACUUCGUUUGUCGCGAGAUAUGGAUGAACAUCAUCAACAUUCACACGAUCCAAGUCAAUCAAUGCCAAUUGAAAUUCGAGGUUUUCGACUUGAAGGUACACAAUUAACAGUACCUGAUGAUGCAACAAUUCGUCCAUUAUCAAAUAUUAAUUAUCGAGCAAGUGAACGAGUAAAACAUCGUCGUAUAUUUCCAUGGAGUAAUUUACAUCCACAUGGAACAUCAAGUCGAAAUAGUUCACUUCUACCUAUUGCAGAAUAUCGACAUCCAUCAUUUCAAACGUCUAUAAUAGAAGUUCCACAAUUGGUACAAGAAGAAUAA
Messenger RNA from Rotaria sp. Silwood2, 660 nucleotides. NCBI's taxonomy places the organism in Eukaryota, Metazoa, Rotifera, Eurotatoria, Philodinida, Philodinidae. The record is from the annotation of a GenBank genome assembly.